This is a messenger RNA of Oryzias melastigma (Indian medaka), 891 nucleotides long. RefSeq names its product multimerin-1. The coding region runs from base 94 to 744 and encodes 216 amino acids. Lineage: Eukaryota; Metazoa; Chordata; Actinopteri; Beloniformes; Adrianichthyidae. The record is from RefSeq and is a predicted model, not a curated record. Gene Ontology annotation, molecular function: protein binding. The transcript is spliced from 4 exons.
GUCUCCAUCAGUCAGGUACGGUUCAGUGUUCUGGUUGUCUCCUGCGGCUGAAUCCUCAUUUGUUUGGAGGCGUUCUAAUCGUUCCUUCUGCAGAUGUCUUGCUUUCAUGUCUUGGGGGUUUUACUUUGUGGAGUCUGUUUGGCCACAGGACACUCUGUGCCACAGAUCCAGCGACAGACUGCAGGCAGACCGGGGAGCGCUGUGCUUUUCUUUGUGGCUCACCAGGGAUCACUGAGAAACAUCAGGUUCAACCCAAUCAUCUUCAACCAUGUGCUGGUGAACCAAGGCUCUGGAUACAACAACAACACAGGUGUGUUCACGGUGCCGCAUGCAGGAGUCUACCAGUUCGUCUUCAGCGCCCAGCUCUGCCGCGGGCCCAACGACAACAACUGGUUCUUCCUGGUGAACGGGAACCAGAGGAUGAAAUGCCACGCUCAGGUGUCUGGGGGGGACACGGUCCUCAACACCUGUUACUACAUGGAGGGUCUGAAGGCCGGUGACCGGGUCUGGGUCAAACAGGAGGUGGGGAGUUGUGCCUGGGCCAGCACCAUCUCAAGAACCAUCACCUUCUCUGGGAUCUUACUGUCGAGGGAAGGCAUCUCCAUGCUGGGGGGCACUUUCAGCCCCCAGAACUUGUGCCCUCUGACCCUGAAACGCAGUGUGACCUCCAGCUCUGCAGGCCAGAGUGUCACCCCCCUCACUGCAGUCAUUGGUGGACUGCUGUGCUUAUUUAUGCUGAAAUAACACACGGGGAGUCAGAAGACCAAGAACAAUUAUUUAAAUUCACCUUCAAGAAAGUUUUAACAACAUUUCUGUCAAAAGUAGUUUUUAUUCAUUUCUGCCGGUUCCCUUUUCAGCAUCAUUUCUGUUUUCUUUGACACCCAAAGAAAA